CGUGCGCUCCUUCUUCCUCCUCCUCCUGCCCUUUGCCGCGUUCCCGGGCCUCGCAGCCGGGCCAAGAAGACCAUGGUGCCUGAGCUGGAGAAAGCCACUGUCCAGAUGAAAGAUGCCGAACACGUGAAAGAGAUUCUUUCAAGGCUGAGGAAAGGGGGAGCCGACCAACUUCAGGUAAUUUCUGAUUUUGACAUGACUCUAACUCGGUUUGGGUUCAACGGACAGCGCUGCCCUACCUCUUACAAUAUUAUAGAUAACAGCCGGGUCAUCAGUGAAGAAGGCAAGAAAAAGCUAAAAGAUAUGCUUCACUAUUACUAUCCAAUUGAAAUCGACCCCUACCGGACUGUGGAGGAUAAGCUGCCCCACAUGAUAGAAUGGUGGACAAAGGCUCACAGUCUCCUGUCCCAGCAGAAGAUUCUGAAGAGUGACAUUGCCCAGAUAGUGAAGGAGUCGGAUGUUAUGCUCAGAGAUGGCGUCAAUCUUUUCUUCGACCAGCUGUACCAGAGCCGGGUUCCCUUGUUCAUCUUCUCUGCCGGCGUGGGCGACGUGCUAGAAGAGAUCAUCCGCCAGGCCGGCGUGUUCCACCCCAAUGUCCACGUGGUCUCCAACUAUAUGGACUUUGAUGAGCAUCCAUGGAGAAAUGAGACAACCUACUUCAGGGCUUCCCACGCACUCCGAUGUGGGAUGAGCUUCCACAGAGUCGGCUUCCUGAACGACAGGGUAGAGGAACAGCGAGAAAAGUACAUCGAGGCCUACGAUGUUGUGCUGGAGAAGGAUGAGACGCUGGACGUGGCCAACGGCAUCCUCCGGUUCAUCCUGGCCGAAACCUGAACUUUGCAGUCCAAGGCCCUCUUAAUGACAACGCUGCCUCUUGUGGAGGAUAAAUGCGCUUUGUGUGUGUGUGUGUGUGUGUGUGUGUGUGUGAUGACCCCUCAGUUUGCGUCUCUCUCUUGAUGUCUUGCAGAUGUACACCAAACUCACCCUCCUUUCAGAACUGUAGAAUCAGUGCUGGGGCAAGCCGAGAAAUAUCCUAUUUCUCCCACCACCGUGCUCCUCGUUGAAGCCGAAUCCCAGAUCUGAGGAGAUGUGUAGUCCGGGGCAUACUUUGUUUCGUUGUGCUGAUCAGUUGUCAGGGGAACAAGCUGCCAUUACUUUUAAACUGCAGUUUGUACUAAUGCUGGCUCUCUAGUAACCAUUUUAGAGUCGAGCACUCAGUGGUGGCCGGUUUGCGGCAAGCCAAUGAUCUGGCCUGGCCCGUACGUACACGAAGCUAGGCUGUUUGCGUGCCCAUUAGAUUCGGGGUGGUGUGCACUACAGUUGUACCCAUGGCCGUGGUAGUGAUGUUAUGCGGUCCGUGAGCAUUCAGUCCAUUGAAUUUGAAGCAUGGUUGCAGUCUGGUCUCUGCAGAUAAGUGGAUGCCAUUGGGCUCCCCCGUAGCCAUGUGACUCUCAGUUCAUGUAUGUCUUUCUUGGCUUCCUCCGCAGCUCUCUGCCUCUAUCCAAUGAUCUUUUCUCCUUGCAUCAUUUCAGUUGGGCAGCAAAAAUGGCCCACAGCUUGGCCUGCUCUACAAAUUGUUUCAUACCACUUCUCCCUCUAUAUUUUUUACCAUAUAUUGCUCCUUGUAAAUGCAGUGGGAGACAUUAAAUGCAAUGGAAGACAUUAACAAAAAGGGAAAUAAACCUGAGAAAGAUAAAUUUAAAAGAUUCAUUCGCGAUGAAUUUAUCUUUUGCACAAUAUUCUGGUUUCACAAAAAGUUAUUUGUUUCUCAAAGCAAAUUUAAAAAUACAUUUUUUGGUCUUGGGAUCCAAACAAGUUAAGUGGUUUUAUGCUAAAGUAGGAUAAAGACAAUAAAAGAUUUCCUGUUUUGGGGAAAA
This is a messenger RNA of Gekko japonicus, 1874 nucleotides long. RefSeq names its product 5'-nucleotidase, cytosolic IIIB (gene NT5C3B). Bases 73 to 831 code for a protein of 252 amino acids. Gene Ontology annotation, molecular function: 5'-nucleotidase activity; magnesium ion binding. Gene Ontology annotation, cellular component: cytoplasm. The transcript has 10 exons. The record is from RefSeq and is a predicted model, not a curated record. Lineage: Eukaryota; Metazoa; Chordata; Lepidosauria; Squamata; Gekkonidae.